AAGUUCUCCAUAUACAUAAAUAAAUUACCAGAAAGAUGAACGGUGUCAUCCAUCUUUGUUUGGCCUUGGUAGCUUUUUCUGCUUUCAGCCAUGGCCACCAUGAUGUCGAUCAUCAUCAUGACCAUCACGAUGGAAUCCAAGCUGCUAGCAAGAUCCAUCGAAAUAUUGCUCAAUUUGCAACUGAACUCUACAAAAUACUGGCUCCAAAAUCAGACAAUGAAAAUAUUAUCAUCUCACCCUGCAGCAUUUCUAUAUUGCUCUCACUUCUGUUAUUAGGGACAAAAUCAACCACCCAUGCAGAGAUUUUAAAGGGCCUUAGUUUUAACUUGACAUCCAUUCAGGAAGAGGAGAUCCACCAGGGGUUUCAUGAACUUCUCCAUUUGCUCACACACUCAGAUAAUGAGUUCAAGCUUGAUACUGGACAGGGCCUGUUUUUAAAGGAUGACAUUCAACCAUUGCAGACAUUUUUAGAUAAGAUCAAGGAAUUUUAUGAAGCAGAAAUCCAAGCCACAAAAUUUCAGGAACCAAAAGAAGCUGCGAAACAGAUCAAUGAUUACAUAGAGAAAAAAACACAUGGAAAAAUUGUGGAACUAGUCAAGGAUCUUGACCCGGAAACUGUCUUUAUUCUGAUUAACUACAUGUACUUUAAAGGGAAGUGGAAGAUUCCUUUUGAUCCACAGUUCACAGAGGAAGCAGACUUCUUUGUGGAUCAGAACACAACGGUGAAAGUCCAAAUGAUGCAGAGGAUGGGUUGGUUUUACUACUAUAUUGAUGAGCAGCUGUCUUGCACAGUAGUACAGAUGGAGUACAAUGGCACAGCCACCUCAUUUUUUGUUUUGCCUGAUCCUGGAAAAGAGAAGGAAUUGGAUGAGGCUCUAUCAGUAAAUACUCUGAACAAAUGGGCACAUAACUUACAAAGGCAUACAGCAAGGGUCUCUAUCCCCAAGUUUGAUAUUUCAGCAACUUACAGCUUAAAGGAACCCCUCUUCCAACUCGGUGUUACUGACAUCUUUACUGACCAUGCUGAUCUGUCUGGAAUCACUGAGCAGCCUUUGAAAUUGUCUGAAGUUACUCAUAAGGCUGUGUUGACUGCUGAUGAAAGUGGAACUGAAGCAGCAGGAGCAACUGCUGCAGAAGCCAUUCCUAUGUCGGUGCCUCCAGACUUUCAAUAUAACCGUCCUUUUCUAAUGCUGAUUUUUGAUACAAAAGCCAAUGCUACAUUAUUUGUGGCCAAGAUAAAAAACCCAACUCAGCACUAAAACAAAGAAACAGAGUGCAGUAGAUUCUGAAUACAGUUCCAAAAUAAAGCAUCACUGUAACAUGAA
This is a messenger RNA of Python bivittatus (Burmese python), 1325 nucleotides long. Its product is annotated as alpha-1-antitrypsin-like. Gene Ontology annotation, molecular function: serine-type endopeptidase inhibitor activity. The record is from RefSeq and is a predicted model, not a curated record. Lineage: Eukaryota; Metazoa; Chordata; Lepidosauria; Squamata; Pythonidae.